This is a messenger RNA of Trichogramma pretiosum, 1533 nucleotides long. RefSeq names its product putative hydroxypyruvate isomerase (gene Gip). The transcript is spliced from 6 exons. NCBI's taxonomy places the organism in Eukaryota, Metazoa, Arthropoda, Insecta, Hymenoptera, Trichogrammatidae. Gene Ontology annotation, molecular function: hydroxypyruvate isomerase activity. Gene Ontology annotation, biological process: glyoxylate metabolic process. The record is from RefSeq and is a predicted model, not a curated record. Bases 220 to 1401 code for a protein of 393 amino acids.
UCAAAAUAACAAAUACUGCUAGCUGCACAGUGCGUAUUUAUUUUGCAUACGCGUUCGUUCGCUCGCGCUCGUACAUAACCUAAAACUAGAGCAACAAUAAAGACAAGGCGGCAGUCGUCUGCUGCACGUUGGUAGGAUCUAUACCGAGCAAAAUAAUAAUAUACACAAACGCACGCGGGCGAGUGUCAUAAUUCGCAUAAAAGUGAACAUAAAAUAACGAUGCCGAGAACAAGAUCAGCGAGCAAUAAGCAGGCCAAGAGGCCACUGACGGAGGAGGAGGAGGCCGAACAGGACGUGGAGAAGCUCAAGGAGAUGUACAACCUGUCGGACAGCGACGAGGACGCGAGCCCCUACGUGGAGAGGCGACACAUGCGAUGCAGGCAGAAAGGCACGACGAUUCGCAGCAAAGAACGCGAGCUCAUACACUGCAUCGUGGACGCCUGCGACCAGGAGGCCAAGCAGAAGUGCCUCAUCUGUCCGCUGAGGCAGGCCACGAGGCGAGCCGCCCUGUACACGCGCGUCUCCGAGAGGACGAUCAAGAGGAUACGCGAGGAGGCCAAAUUGGGCAUCGAGUGGUCCGAGGAGGAUUACGGUCGACCGAAACGCCUGAGAAUGUCGCACGAAUUCGCCUGCAAUCUGUCCUUCCUGUUUCAAGAGGAGGAAAACUUUCUCGGCAGAUAUGCCCUCGCGAAAGAAGCCGGCUUCGUGGCCGUCGAGUCGGGAUUCCCUCUGGGAUUCAGCGUCGAGCAAGUGGUGAGAGCUAAAGAAGAAGCGGGAGUCGAUCAAGUGCUCAUAAAUGUUUUUACAGGAGAUACUUCGAAAGGAGAGCUUGGUUUUGCUGCCAUUCCGGGAAAGGAGGAAGACUUCAAAAAAAGUAUUGAAACAACUAUAAACUAUGCUAAGGCAUUGAAAUGUAAAAAAAUCCAUGUUAUGGCUGGAAAAGUAGAUAAUCCAACUCAGGAAAAUCACACUGCUUAUGAAAACAAUUUAAGAUAUGCUGUAGAAAAAUUUGCAUCUGAAGAUAUUAUAGGUCUUAUUGAACCUAUCAAUCCUAUUACAGUGCCAGGCUAUUAUUUAAACUCCUAUGAGAGAGCCAUUGAAGUAAUAACAAAAAUAAAUAGUCCAAAUCUUAGACUACUUCUUGAUGUUUUCCAUCUUCAGCAAAUACAAGGCCGGAUAACUAAUUCAAUAGAGAAACUCCGUCCAUAUAUUGGACACGUCCAAGUAGCUCAGGUACCACACAGAGGAGAACCCGACACCAAAGGAGAAAUAGAUUACGCUUAUGUAUUCCGGCUGUUGGAAGAGCACGAUUACAAAGAUUACAUAGGUCUUGAAUACAAGCCGAAAACGACUACCGAGACAGGCCUCAAAUGGAUACAGCGCCUUGGGUUCAUGUUUUAAAGAAAUUUUAUACUUUUGUUAACUUGUACAUAGAUUUCAAUUGUUAAAUGAGAUGCUGAUCCGAUAUGUUUAUACAAGGGAGGAAAUAAAUAAGAAAUAUUUAUUAUAAUAAAUUUAAGAACGGAAAAAGUA